Molecule: messenger RNA, 474 nt
Organism: Fibroporia radiculosa
Lineage: Eukaryota; Fungi; Basidiomycota; Agaricomycetes; Polyporales; Fibroporiaceae
Exons: 2
Coding region: 1-474 (157 amino acids)
Source: RefSeq, a predicted model, not a curated record
AUGUUCUCGCUGCCGCCAAUAGAUGGGACAGAAGAGGGAUGCACCGACGAAAAUCCCAUCCAUUUGUCGGGUGUUACCAGCCAGGACUUUGAGCGACUGCUAUCUCUUUUCUAUCCGCAGAACGUCAUUGACGGUGACCUCUCCACGGUAGACGAAUGGACAUCCGUCCUCGCAUUGGCCACUAGAUGGGACUUUGCCGGCCAUCGAGACCUCGCUAUAGCCCGUCUCGCGCAGCUCGCCUCACCUGUCGACCGCAUUCUGCUCGCCCGGAAGUACGUCGUUGAGGCAUGGCUAGGACCGGCAUAUCUAGCACUCUGCAAACGGGACGAAGCUCUAACAAUGGAGGAGGGCGAGCGUCUGGGCAUGAAAGACGUUAUCAUGCUUUCAGACAUUCGACAAGCAAUCAGAGGCAACUACCGAGUGACCAUGCAUGAGAGAAAUAUCAUUGCCCUGAUUGAUAAGCAGCUCACUUAG